Perognathus longimembris pacificus (Pacific pocket mouse) is the source of this 2298-nucleotide messenger RNA. RefSeq names its product podocalyxin-like protein 2. The record is from RefSeq and is a predicted model, not a curated record. NCBI's taxonomy places the organism in Eukaryota, Metazoa, Chordata, Mammalia, Rodentia, Heteromyidae.
AUGGCCCGGCCGCUGCGGGCCGCCCGGCCGCCGGCGCCGCCUCCGCCGCCGCUGCUGCUGCUGCUGCUGCUGCUGGCCGCGGGUGAGUGCGGCCGGCCGGCGGGCCGCGCCGAGGGCCGGGCGGCGGCGGGGCGGGCGCCCUCGCGGGACAGCUCCCGCCGCAACAAAGGCCGCGCGGCGGCGGCGCGACGCGGGCGGGGCGGGGCGGGGCGCGGGGGUCCGGAGGGCGGCGACCCUCGCCUGGGCGGCCGGGCGCGGCCCGGGGGGCGCGGGACGCCGGAGCCGGCGCGGCCCGACGGGGCGCCCGCCCCGCGCCCGCGGCAGGUUCCCAGCACCGCCAUCAGGACAGACAAGGGCACACUCCCGGGGGGUCCCGGGGCCCUCUCCCCACGACACCCCUACCCCAGGGCGCGGGCCGGGGCCCUCUCCCCACACCCCUACCCCAGGGCGCGGCCCGGGGCCCUCUCCCCACACCCCUACCCCAGGGCGCGGCCCGGGGCCCUCUCCCCACGACACCCCUACCCCAGGGCGCGGGCCCCGGGCCCUCUCCCCACGCCACCCCUACCCCAGGGCGCGGGCCGGGGCCCUCUCCCCACGCCACCCCUACCCCAGGGAGCGUCCCGGGGCGACCGUGCGGCGGGGACCGAGGAGCCCGGCCCCGAGGGCCUCACGUCCACCUCGCUGCUGGACCUCCUGCUGCCCACCGGGCUGGAGCCGCUGGACUCCGAGGAGCCCAGCGAGGCCCUGGGCCUGGGGGCCGCCGGCUCGGGCUUCCCGGGCGAAGAGAGCGAGGAGUCGCGGAUCCUGCAGCCGCCGCAGUACUUCUGGGAGGAGGAGGAGGAGGUGCUGAACGGCUCCGCCCUGGACCUGGGCCCCACCGCAGACUACAUUUUCCCGGACCUGACGGAGAAGGCGGCCGCUCUGGAGGACCCCGACCCCGCCCCGGGGCCGCCCGACCUCCCCUCCGCCCUGCCCAAGAUGGGCCUGGCUGAGCCUUCCUGGCAUCUGCCCCCGGAGGAGGAGGAAGAAGAGGAGGAGGAGGAGGAGGAGGAGGAGGAGAGGGAGCAGGAAGAAGUGAAGGAGGAGGAGGAGCAGGAGGAGGAGCUGCUCCCCGUGAGCGGCUCCCAGGAAGAGGCCCCCAGGCCGGCCGGCGCCAUUUCCCCCAGCACCGCCAGCCCCAGUCAGGAGGAUUCUGAGGACCCGGCCGCCUCAGGCGUGGACGUGGGGAGCACUGUGCGGCCCGGCUCCGUGCCGUCCUCGGUCGCCCCAAGUUCAGGGACCCCGGAGGGUCAGGACGUCGGCAGCCUGGAGGCCCGGGGCCCGGCGCUGCCCACCGCCGGGCUGGCAGUAGAGCUCCAGGUGCCCCGGGAAGCGAGCACCCGGGCGGCGGCGGGGGCCACUGGGCGGGCUGGCGACCCGUCCCGGCCGUCCCCCACGAGAGCCCAGGCUCCCCACCAGGGCCCCCUCCACCCGAAGACUUCCGCCUCCUCCCCCCCCGCCCCCCAAGACGCGGGCCCUACAUCUUCCUCCACUACCUUGCGGCAAGGGGACCCCAGCCAGCCACCCUGGGAGGGGCAGGCCGCCCCGGCACCCUCCGGCGCGCCCUGGAACUCCGCCCAGGUGAUCUGCAAGGACUGGAGCAACCUGGCUGGGAAGAGCUACGUGGUUCUGAACAUGACCGAGAACAUAGACUGUGAGGUGUUCCGGCAGCACCGGGGCUGGCGGCUGCUGGCCCUGCUGGAGGAGGCGCUGCCCCGCCCCGGCAGCUGGCACGUCUCCCUGAGCAAGCCCAGCGAGAAGGAGCAGCAGCUUCUCAUGACGCUGGUGGGCGAGCAGGGGGUGGUGCCCACCCAGGACGUCCUCUCCAUGCUGGGCAGCGUCCGCCGGAGCCUGGAGGAGAUCGGCAUACAGAACUACUCCACCACCAGCAGCUGCCAGGCCAGGGCCGCCCAGGUGCGCGGCGACUACGGGACGCUCUUUGUGCUGCUGGUGAUCAUCGGCGUGGUCUGCUUCCUCGUCAUCGUGCUCGGCCUGCUCUACAACUGCUGGCAGCGCAGGCUGCCCAAGCCUCAAACACCUGCUGCCUCUCCGUCCCCGCAGUCCCAUGGCGAGGAGCUUCGCUUCGUGGAGAACGGCUGCCACGACAACCCCACGCUGGACGUGGCCAGCGACAGCCAGUCGGAGAUGCAGGAGAAGCAGCCCAGCCUCAACGGCGGCCCCGGGAGCUGGAGCGCGCUCAUGGGGGCCAAGCGCGACCCCGAGGACUCGGACGUGUUCGAGGAGGACACGCACCUGUGA